Messenger RNA from Zingiber officinale, 832 nucleotides. RefSeq names its product 40S ribosomal protein S10-1-like. The transcript is spliced from 5 exons. Lineage: Eukaryota; Viridiplantae; Streptophyta; Magnoliopsida; Zingiberales; Zingiberaceae. Gene Ontology annotation, cellular component: cytosolic small ribosomal subunit. Gene Ontology annotation, molecular function: structural constituent of ribosome; RNA binding. The coding region runs from base 126 to 677 and encodes 183 amino acids. The record is from RefSeq and is a predicted model, not a curated record.
GGCGCCUUAUCCGGCCCACUUUAACUACUAUAAGAUAUUUGGAAUUAGGGCUCCGUUCUCCACGCUGCAUCGGGCAUCACCUUCCUUUCUUCACCCCAGGAGGCUGCGCUCGGCCCUGCGCAACCAUGAUCAUCCCCAAGAAGAAUCGCCAUGAGAUCUGCAAGUACCUAUUCCAGGAGGGGGUGCUUUACGCCAAGAAGGAUUUCGACCUUGCCAAGCACCCGGAGAUAGACGUGCCGAAUCUUCAGGUGAUCAAGCUGAUGCAGAGCUUCAAGUCGAGGGAAUUCGUGAGGGAGACCUUUGCAUGGCAGCACUACUACUGGUACCUUACCAAUGAUGGUAUUGAGCACCUAAGAACUUACCUUAACCUUCCCUCUGAGAUUGUCCCUGCUACACUGAAGAAAUCUGCAAGGCCGCCCGCUCGCCCAUUUGGCUCUGGCCCUCCUGGUGACCGCCCAAGGGGGCCACCACGGUUUGAGGGAGAUAGACCGAGGUUUGGGGACAGAGAUGGAUAUCGUGGAGGUCCUCGGCCCGGAGGACCACCAGCCGAGGCUGGUGACAAGGGUGGUGCACCUCCUGAAUUCCAGCCUUCUUUUAGGGGUUCUGGAGGUAGACCUGGUUUUGGCCGUGGUGGUGGAGGAUAUGGAGCUGCUCCUCCAUCUUCUUCUUUUCAGUGAAUCUUGUAGCCUGACAUUGUACCUGUUCUCUUCAGGAAAUCAAGCUUUUGAGUCAGUGUUUUUUGUUUCAGUGAUGACGACUUGUUGAAUUGGCUGUAGUUUGUAAUAUUUGCAGUUCUGGCGUUAUUGGAAGUUGAGUUAUAUCUUAUCUUUGA